Molecule: messenger RNA, 701 nt
Organism: Diachasma alloeum
Lineage: Eukaryota; Metazoa; Arthropoda; Insecta; Hymenoptera; Braconidae
Exons: 2
Coding region: 29-592 (187 amino acids)
Source: RefSeq, a predicted model, not a curated record
CACCUCAACCGGAUACCGAAAAAUAAUAAUGAAAAGGGUACGCCAAGUGAUGAUUGAAUCCUCAAAAAAAAUGAAGAACGCGUCAAAAACAUCAGCUGAUCAUCAGACGAGGGCAUUCAUUCGAUUUAUGGAGGACACACUAUCCGAUAACUACCAGAUUACCGAUUUAUUCGACGCAAUACGAGUUAUUAAGCAGUUAUACGGAGGAUUCAUUUUGAAAUUACUAGUACAGCCUGACGAGGGCAUGUGUAAUUUCACAUCUGAUCUGCUAUAUAAGGAUGGAUUGCUCGAGCAAAUUGAUAAGAUGCAUGCUAUCGUCCUACCGACUGGAGGCCAGCCGUCGUCGGAGCUGCAGUUGAUGUUCCAAAAUUUCAAAGACGAACGACUUGGGGUUUGUGGUAAGGGGCAUUCCACAUUGGGGUAUCUCCAUUUGAUUCACAAGGAACUGUUCAUAACUGAGGUGAAAGCAUUCAUGAUGAAAACAUUCGCGCUGCAUUUUUCGUCUGUGUUCAGUGGACCUGAGAGGACCUGUAUGUUGUUCUAUAGUGAGGGGAUUGAAUUCAUAUGCAAUUUGAUAAAAUCAAAUUUUUAGGUGGAUACAAAGGAGAAGUUAAUGAUACAUUCUUGAGAGAUGAACGAAAAAAUUUUCUACGAGCCAUCAAAUUGUAUACUGACGUAUUCGUUCAGAAAAUGAAGACUGU